Striga hermonthica is the source of this 951-nucleotide messenger RNA. The record is from the annotation of a GenBank genome assembly. Lineage: Eukaryota; Viridiplantae; Streptophyta; Magnoliopsida; Lamiales; Orobanchaceae.
AUGGCGGCCGUGUCGAGAGGCCUGGUUUCUCGUCUGAAGGCGCAGUUACUCUUCAUCGGCUCCAGAUCGCGCGCGCAUUCUCCGGCGGCUGCGUACAGCCUUACGGACGUGAGGACGUUCAGCGCGGCUGCUCAAGAGAACGAUUCAUUGAGUUCUAGAGUGAUUGAAUUGAAGCCCGGUGUUAUGACCCCCGGCUCUAAGCGGACCGGCGCAAUCGCUGUUAAGUGCGGGAUGACGGCGUUGUGGGACAAGUGGGGCGAGAGGAUUCCCAUAACCAUUCUUUGGUUGGACGAUAACAUCGUCUCUCAAGUCAAAACGCCUGAGAAAGAAGGCAUUUGUGCGCUUCAGAUUGGAUGCGGACAAAAGAAGGAGAAACAUUUGCGGAAGCCUGAAGUAGGUCAUUUUAGAGCUCAAGGCGUUCCAAUGAAAAGGAAGCUGAAGGAGUUUCCUGUGACCGAGGAUGCUCUUCUUCCAGUUGGAACAGCCAUCGAUGUCCGCCACUUUGUUCCAGGGCAGUAUGUUGACAUUACUGGGAUCACUAAAGGGAAAGGGUUUCAGGGUGGGAUGAAAAGAUGGGGAUUCAAGGGUAUGCCUGCAUCUCAUGGAGCAUCAUUAUCACACCGAAGCAUUGGUUCUACUGGCCAGAGGGAUGCUCCAGGAAAGGUUUUCAAAGGAAAGAAGAUGCCUGGCCACAUGGGUGUUGAGCAAAUAACAGUUAAAAGCGUUUGGGUUUACAAAAUUGAUCCUGCAAGGAACCUAUUGUGGGUAAAAGGCCAAGUUCCGGGUGCGACUGGGAAUUUUGUUUUCAUAAAAGAUGCGGUAUACAAGAAGCCAGACAUAUCUUUGCUCCCGUUUCCUACGUACUUUGCACCCGAAGAUGAGGACCCAGAGAAAUUGGAACCUCUGGUAGCUGAUACUGGUGAUGAGGACCCGUUUAUGAUGGCAGAUUAA